CUAUACCUGGCUACACCGGCGCGUAGUCGGUGGUCAUUCUCCAAAGACAACACGAUGGCCGACUUUGCCCCGGAGCAACUGGAAGCGUGCUUGCUGCAGCUGACGGCCAGCAACACGGCGACGAUCAAGGAAGCCGAGGCCAUCAUCAAGGCGUACCUCAAGACGCCCAGUUCGGUCACCGGCCUCGUCCUGCAGAUCCAAGGCUCGGCCCACGUCGCCGUGCGCCAGCUGGCCGCGAUCCUCUUGCGCCUCAAGGUCUCCAAGCACUGGGCCAAGCUCGACGAUGCGACCCAGAACGGCAUCAAGCAGACGCUUCUGACGCGCAUCAUGGAAGAGUCCGAGUCGGUCGUCAAGUCGGCGGUCGCGCGCCUCAUUGCGCAGCUCGCCCGCGACCUCGUGCCCCGCAACGAGUGGCCUGACCUUUUCGCCUGCAUCGAAGCGUGUGCCUCGAACGCCAACGCGUCGGCCCGCGCGCUCGCGAUGCUCCUGCUCUCCAAGCUCAACGAGACGAUCGGCGAGCACCUGUUGCAGCACUUUUCGACGCUCAAGCGCCUCUUCCUUGGCGCGCUCCAGGAUGCCGAGAUCAAGGUCCGCAUCGAAGCCAUGCACGCUGCGUGCGGCCUCGUCGAGUUCCUCGAGAAGAAGCAGGCCAUCGAGUUUCAGCAGCUCAUUGAGCCGAUGCUCCAGGUGCUCCAGGCGUGCAUUGCCUCGAACGCCGAGCUCGAAGCGUGCGAGUUUAUGGACGUCUUCUCGGAGCUCGCCAAGUCGCCGUUCCCGAUGCUCACGAAGGCCCUGCCCCACCUUGUGACGCUCCUUCUCAACAUCUUCGUCGCGGACGGUCUCGAGCCCAGCACGCGCGCGGCGGCGUCGAGUGCGCUCAACGCCAUCAUCGAGGCCAAGCCCAAGGCGCUCGCCAAGGCCAACCUCGUGCCGCAGAUCUUUACGACCAUGCUCAAGCUCAUUGCGUCCGACUCGCACUCGGCGAGCGGCAUGUUUGCGACGCUCCUCCAGGAGGACGGCGAGGACGACGACGACGAGGACGAGCCCAUCACGCAGCUUGCGCAGCGUACGCUCGACUUCCUCGCCCUCGACGUCUCGCCUAAGACGAUCAACCCGAUCGUGCUCCAGUGCACGCAGGAGUGCGUCCGGUCCGCCGACCCCAACAUGCAAAAGGCCGGCGUCCUCGCGCUUGGUGUUGUCUCGGAAGGCUGCUCGGAGUUUCUCUCGACGAACGUCAAGAGCAUCCUCCCGUUCAUCUACGAAGCCGCGGCCUCGCCGCACGCGGCGGUCCGCGAAGCCGCGUGCUUUUCGCUCGGCCAGUUUUGCGAGUACCUCCAGCCCGUCAUCCAGAACCACCACGCUGAGAUCGUCCCGGUCGCGCUGGCGCUCCUCGACGACCCGUCGCUGCCCGUGAAGGCCACGUCGUGCUACGUGCUCGAGGUCUUUACCGAGUCGAUGGAGCCGAGCGAGAUCUCGCCGUUCCUUGCGGCGCUCGUCGAGAAGCUCGUGGGUCUCAUCCGCGCGCAGAAGCCGUCGAUCCAGAAGCUUGCGAUCUCGGCGCUUGGGUCGGCCUCGGUCGGUGCCAAGGCCGAGUUUGCGCCGUACUUCCAGGGCGUCUGCGAGCUCCUCCAGCCGUUCCUCGGCAUCACGGACCCCAAGUUUUACUCGCUCCGUGGCACGGCCAUCGAGUGCCUCGGCUACCUCGUCGUGGCCAUGGGCGCCGAGCGCUUUGGCGCGACGCUGCAGUCGAUCAUGCCGUACGUCUUCCAGACGAUCGCGCUCAACGACGUGGAGCUCACGGAGCUCAGCCUCGGCUUCAUCAUCAACACGUCCAACAUUUACAAGAAGGAGUUCCUUCCGUACGUCGAGACGUGCGUGCAGGCGAUCUUGCCGUGCCUCCAGCCCGAAGACGGCAUCACGAUCGUCGGCGACGACGAGAAUGGUGUCGCCCAGGGCUUCGAGUCGGACGACGACGACGACGACGACGACGGCAAGUGCACGCUCAGCAUCCGCACGGCGACGCUUGAGAUGAAGUGCCGCGCGGUCGAGUGCAUUGAAGCGCUCGCGUCCAACAUUGGCGGCGCCUUCGACGUCUUCGUGCCCAAGCUCCUCGAGGGCUUGAGCCUCCUCGUCGACUACAUCCACGAAGACGUGCGUGGUGCGGUCGCCGAGGCCUGCGCCGCGCUCAUUGUGUGCUCGUUCUACGCGGCGACGCCGGCGGCCGAAGAGAACCAGGUGUGGGUCCAAGGCCAGGUCGACGCGAGUCUUCUGCACCCGCGCACGAAGGAGCUCCUCGACAAGCUCACGCAGGACGUCUUCCUCGAGUUCCUCGAAGACCCCGAGAAGAUUGUCGUCGAGCGCACGCUUACGGCGCUCACGACCUUGUCGGCGACGAUCGGUCCGAUCGUGACGGCGCCGUACUUUGAGCAGCUGCUCACGAUCGCGCAGGCGAUGACGCACGCGCACAUUUGCCAGGACGGGUACGACGAAGCCUCGGAGCACGACGAAGACGAAGACGACGAGGACCUCGAGGGCGGCAGCGUCCUCGACAACCUCACGGAGCUCCUCGGCUCGAUGGCCAAGUGCUUUGGCCCGGCGUUCGACCAGCUCUGGUCGCAGCUCUUCCCGUUCGCGGUGCAGUACGCCAACGGCCCGCACCCGGACAAGGACCGCGCCGCGAUCCUUGGCUGCUUUGGCGAGGUCCUCCCCGAAGUGCAGAACCUCUCGUACGUCCCGACGGUCCUCCCGCUCAUGCUCAAGGCGUGCGCCGGCGAGAACACGUCGGUGCAGCGCAACGCAGCGUUUGCGCUUGGCAUGCUCGUCAAGAUGUCGGGCGCGUCGCUGGCGCCGCAGUACCUCCAGGUCCUCCAGGCGCUCCACCCGCUCUUUGCCAGCGAAGAAGAAGGCGUUGUUGACAACGCGGCGUCGGCUGUCGCCAAGAUGAUCAUGACGCACCCGGACAGCGUGCCCCUCGACGCGGUCAUGCCCGUCUUCCUCAAGGCGCUGCCGCUCAAGGCCGACUUUACCGAAACCGAGUCGGUCUUUACGUGCCUGCUUGGCCUGCUCCAGGCGCAGAACCCCGUCGUGCUCAACGCGAUGCCGCAGGUGGCCGCCAUCUUUGCGCAGUCGCUCUCGGAAGACUCGGACGUCGACGACGACGUCCAGGUCAAGAUCCGCGCCUGCGUGCAGUGGCUCGUCGCGACCUUCCCGGACCAGAUGAAGGCGAUCGUCGGUGCCAUGGACCCGGCGGCCCAGGCCAUCCUCUCGACCUGCGUCUAAACACAUUGGAAAAGGGUCGCGUGGCUGUAUUUAGAUUUUGUUAAUAUAUUGUCUAUACGCUUGGCACAAUCAUCACCC
Saprolegnia parasitica CBS 223.65 is the source of this 3357-nucleotide messenger RNA. RefSeq lists its product as hypothetical. NCBI's taxonomy places the organism in Eukaryota, Oomycota, Saprolegniomycetes, Saprolegniales, Saprolegniaceae. The transcript has 2 exons. Gene Ontology annotation, biological process: protein import into nucleus. Gene Ontology annotation, molecular function: nuclear import signal receptor activity; small GTPase binding. Bases 55 to 3279 code for a protein of 1074 amino acids. The record is from RefSeq and is a predicted model, not a curated record. Gene Ontology annotation, cellular component: cytoplasm; nucleus.